GGGCUAAAGUAGCUUGAUGUCGUCUGGUCAGCAUUCGGGCGAGUUAAGCUACCGCGCGCCGUCUCGAAACUGGACAAUAUUGAUGACCGUCGCUGCUCUAGACCGACUCCGAUGCGAGGGAUUCUCGGAUAAGUUAGAUUUCCUGUUAAUAAGCGACGUGCAUCGCCACCAACUCAAAUCGGCCAAGGAUGACAGCUUCAUAAGUGCGCGUCAGCGCUUGAUUCACCAAGCGUCUAGCAGUGGCUACGUUGCAACUUGGCCACCACCCCCAAUGCCCGUGACGCCUUGCACGUGGACGCACUCGGAUGAAGCGACGGGCGGAUGUAUCCAGUUCCGUGGCUGGGAAACUAGGACGUUGGUGUUGCUGAUUCUACCCUUCGCUGAGUACGCCUCGUUUGAUGAGGAAUAUUUGUCGUCUCAGCAAUCAGGCGGAUGCUUCCAUAUGCAGAUUUUGCGCAUAACCUUUUAUGUGUCUCCAGAUACUGUGUUUUUCAUCAAUUUUGCGUUGGAGGCCAAAAACCGCGAUUGA
Molecule: messenger RNA, 529 nt
Organism: Ilyonectria robusta
Lineage: Eukaryota; Fungi; Ascomycota; Sordariomycetes; Hypocreales; Nectriaceae
Exons: 3
Coding region: 17-529 (170 amino acids)
Source: RefSeq, a predicted model, not a curated record